AUGGAUGUUGAUUUUGUCAUUCAAGACACAUUUGCCUUGACUCGACCACAGUGGAAGUUUGCUGCCGACUUUACAGAAGCUACUAAACUGUUUGCGGAGGCGGUUGCACAGAACUACCAAGUGCAAGAGACUGACAAAGCCCCAGAACCAGAAGAUGAGGCAGAGAGCUCAUCGUCUGAUGAAGAUAUUGAAGAUGAUGGAGCUCCUGAUAUCGAAGAGGUCUCUACCGAUGAGGCAGAGGUUACCGCUAACGAGCCAGAUGAUGAGAACGAAUCCGAGUCAGAAGAAGAGCAGAUCUUUGUAUCCCGUCAAGAGGAAGAGCGUGAUCCUGAAGCUGAAGCUGAAUUUGACAGAGCCUUCGAGAAGAUGGUAUCUGAAAGUGUAGAAUCCCGAAAAUUCGAGCGCAAAACUAUGUUCGACGUCCCCCUACCCAUGAGACGUGCAAACCUCCGCGAACCUGCCCAAGUUGAAGAGACGAAAGAACCAUCCCCGACACCUUCCAGCACGAUGCCAUUCUCCCUUAUGACCAAGCGUGGAAACCGCCAGCAGACACGCACUAUCGACCUCCCUUCGGACUCCAGUUUUGCUGUUGCAAUGAAGACCCAGCAACAAGCAGAGCGCGAGGAGCAACAACGAAUAAAAAAUCUGGUUCUAAAUUACGAUCUUGGUGACGACAAUGAUAGCAAUGAUGGUGAUAGCAACAGUUCCCCAACCCAUCACUUUAUUCUACGAACGAACACCAAUGCUAAAGGCUCACUCAAAGGUUCCGACAAGCGAACGUCAUCGCACCGCGAUUCAAGAAAUGAUAAAUCGGCCCGGAGUGGAUUCCGUGCUCGUAAAUUACAACUGAGCGACGUUGACUGGUACGAAUAG
Molecule: messenger RNA, 873 nt
Organism: Trichophyton rubrum CBS 118892
Lineage: Eukaryota; Fungi; Ascomycota; Eurotiomycetes; Onygenales; Arthrodermataceae
Exons: 3
Coding region: 1-873 (290 amino acids)
Biological process (GO): nuclear-transcribed mRNA catabolic process, nonsense-mediated decay
Cellular component (GO): cytoplasm; exon-exon junction complex
Source: RefSeq, a predicted model, not a curated record